Molecule: messenger RNA, 504 nt
Organism: Melampsora larici-populina 98AG31
Lineage: Eukaryota; Fungi; Basidiomycota; Pucciniomycetes; Pucciniales; Melampsoraceae
Exons: 6
Coding region: 1-504 (167 amino acids)
Biological process (GO): protein peptidyl-prolyl isomerization
Cellular component (GO): catalytic step 2 spliceosome
Molecular function (GO): peptidyl-prolyl cis-trans isomerase activity
Source: RefSeq, a predicted model, not a curated record
AUGAGCGUCACCUUGCAUACCAACUUAGGGGAUCUAAAGAUUGAAAUUUUCGCUGAAGCAGUUCCUCGGGCAGCUGAAAAUUUCUUGGCUCUGUGUGCCUCGGGAUAUUAUGAUGGCUGUAUCUGGCAUCGUAACAUCAAGGGAUUCAUGAUCCAAACAGGUGAUCCAACUGGGACAGGGAAAGGUGGCCAAUCGAUAUGGGGCAAGAUGUUUGCAGACGAGAUCAGAUCAACACUAAAGUUCAAUCAACGUGGAAUUGUGGCUAUGGCAAGCAGUGGACGUGAUACAAACAAAUCCCAAUUUUUUAUACUCUAUGCCAAGCAGCCUCACCUUGAUGGUAACUACACUAUCAUCGGAAGAGUCAUCGACGGGGCUAUCAAUGGUACACUCGAUCUCAUGGAAAAGGUAGCCGUAAAUGAAAAACACCGCCCCGUGCAGGAGAUCAAAACAACUGGGGUUACGAUUCACGCGAACCCCAUUGCGGACAAAGAAGCAGACCGGUGA